AUGUCAGGGAUCUCGAGCAGCUUUGCUUGGAGUGAAGAGAUGAGCGCUUGCGGUGUGGCAAAGGCUGACAAGUGGAGCGCCAUGGUCACCAAGAAGGACUAUCAGAAACCGCCAGAUCUUACAGUCAAUCUACCUUGUGUGAAACUAUUCUUAGGAACGACCCAGCUGACGACCCAGCAGGCCCCUGACUUCAACGUACAAGUGCUUAACUUCAUCAGCACGGGCGAACAGGGGAGAUUCGAAGGGCUCAGUGACGUGGUCCCAUCACUAUUCUCAGGACCGUCACCUGGGGAAGAAGAGGGAGAGAUUGUCGAAGUUCCUGUCUUUUCAGGUGCCGUCAUCUUCACGCCCAGCUUCCGCCAAGGUGAUGUGCCGCCCCCAGGUCAACCAGAUCAAGACCUAUGUGUUGAUCAGAUCCCCGGCUUCACACUCGCGAACAUGGACGAAAAAAUAAACGUCGCGACAUAUCAACCGGUAGGUAACAGCGCCGAGCAGGCCUUCAAUCCGUGGCUUGGUCUCCUCACAUUCGAAUAUGUGCCUCAACACAUCUCAAACGACAAUGAUGCAUGUGAAGUACUUCGAGCAAUCCGCAUCCACGUCCAAGAUGCUAUCCUGCCCAUCAUGGCAUUGGACAGGCCGGCUCCCUCCUCAAAUCCGAACGUAGCUGGUCCAUCGAGGUUCAAGCAUAAGCGGCAGGGCGCCUGUCCCGUCAACCUUCCCCAGAUCCUCUCAACUCAGGGGGAUGGUACGGCCGAGGCCGCAAGUUUCUUCGACAUCAGUACGCCUGUCAGUGGAGUGACUGGUGUAACUUCGCUCGUGGGACCAGCGUCAGCUUCAGCAUCAGCCUCACCCUCACCAGUGGUGCCACCAGCAGCAGCGACGAGUUCGACACCUCCAGCGGCGGCAACCACGGCUGUACAAGCCCCGAGUUCGAGUGUGGCUGGCCCUGUGCUGUGUAGUAAUUGGGAGCUUAGCUCUAAUGGUGUGCAGGUGGGAACGGAUUGUGAUGGAGACCCGGAUAUGACGGUUACCGUAUUAAUUGGAUUCUAA
Messenger RNA from Mollisia scopiformis, 1050 nucleotides. RefSeq lists its product as uncharacterized. Lineage: Eukaryota; Fungi; Ascomycota; Leotiomycetes; Helotiales; Mollisiaceae. The coding region runs from base 1 to 1050 and encodes 349 amino acids. The record is from RefSeq and is a predicted model, not a curated record. The transcript has 3 exons.